AUGGAAAAUUACACCGACUCACUUCUUAGCCAGACCGAGCUCCUACUCAUGUCCGCCUGGUAUGCCCGAGAAUUCAAUGCCCUACUUGACCCUGAAGGGUUUCUAUUCUGCCUCACCGCAAUGUCUGAAGGGUAUAUUACCAUUGAAUGGCACCCCCAGGCAGCGACGUUCAAGUAUAACCGCUUCAAUACCCUGAAGCAAUCGCAUAUCUUCAGGGAGGCUGGGCCUCCAACUAUUCUCGGUGCCGAGAACACCUUCGAAACUUUCCUAAGGGAAGUAACCUGGCAUGGGCUAAUUCAGCGUCCGAUCCUUCCAAUCUGUGGCGGCGAAUACACAGCUACGGCUACGACCCAUUCGUAUAUACAUGUCGGUCAUCUGCAAUGGACCGGCAGUUUACCUCAUGUCACGACUUUCGACAUCCGAUCACAUGUCACGCAGUACAACAUCUUCCUGGCACUGUAUCGUCGACUUCCUCUGCAGAACGGAGAGCACAAGCUUUUUGACAUCUUCAAUCGAGACGCCAAAUACACAGAUGAGCGCAACCAGAGUGAGAAUAUCUUUGGCUAUGCCACUGCUAAAGACUACACCGGUUCGGAAACCAGUGGAAGAUACACCGCUGAGUUGGAGUUAUUCGUUAUUCCAGAGCAACAGCGCAAUGUGUCUUAUGGACAAGCUCUUGCAGCGGCCCUCAAGGUGUCCCUCAUUCUUAUGGCAUGGGUAGUAUGCCUCCGGAACAUUUGGAACUUCCUAUCGCGAAGAAACGCAAGCAGUCCCAAAGCUGGUGCUACACCCGUUUCUAUCACGCCAAUUUCCAAGGCGCAGACAAGAAAAUUAGCCGAUGCACGGAUGACCGGUGCAGCCUUGGGUGGGGCUUUCAAGCGUAGUGUCCUUGAAGGCCAGCAUCAUUACCAAGGGUUUGCGACACAAACUUCUUGGACAAGCACGUCGCAGAAAUUCGCGUCUCAUCGGCCAAAGAUGUUCGAAUACGGAGUAGCGAUCAUGUAUAUCAGAGCAGCUAAACUUUCAUUAACGACUUCACGGUUUAAUCGAAUGAUAUCUAUGAACGGUGGGGCGCAACCUGGUAACAUUAUCGUGCCUAGUGAUUACACAUUGUUUAAGUACCACUGGCCGGUAUCACUGGCUGAUGUUGAAGAGCCCAUUGAGAAUCCGCUGGAGUUUUCAUUGGAGAGCUUCCGCAAUUGCUUCGUUGAGGACGAACAUGACAUCUACCACACUGGUAUCAGUGGGCACAGUCUGGGAGGACGUCGCGAGUUUACUCGACUGAUCUUUACAUUUACCUACAUUCCCGAAGAACGUCAGUCAAAGAGUUGGGUCCGAGAUUGGUUGGCGAAGAACACCUUCGAGUUGCAGGGACGUUUGUGCGGAGUCCGCGCAAAGAAUGAGAGACUUCUCGGCGUUGCUUACUUUGUCAAAAACAACAUAUUUGCUCUCCCAUACCGGUAG
Molecule: messenger RNA, 1464 nt
Organism: Aspergillus tubingensis
Lineage: Eukaryota; Fungi; Ascomycota; Eurotiomycetes; Eurotiales; Aspergillaceae
Product: putative tRNA(His) guanylyltransferase domain protein
Exons: 7
Coding region: 1-1464 (487 amino acids)
Source: RefSeq, a predicted model, not a curated record